Messenger RNA from Cataglyphis hispanica, 5063 nucleotides. RefSeq lists its product as uncharacterized. The transcript is spliced from 2 exons. NCBI's taxonomy places the organism in Eukaryota, Metazoa, Arthropoda, Insecta, Hymenoptera, Formicidae. The record is from RefSeq and is a predicted model, not a curated record. Bases 616 to 4716 code for a protein of 1366 amino acids.
GAUGAAGCGUUUAUGAAAAAAAUGGCUACUUUUAAAGUGCAUUCCGAAUGAGAAGAAAAAUCUAUUUAUAUUUUUCUCCAUGCAAACAUUAAUCUUUUGCAUUUUACAAAUAAACAUACAACUUCCAUUAUCUGUUUAUCUUGUUGGAUAUUAUACAGGAUUUAUCUAUCUUCUUUAACAUCCCAUAAUUAUUCGUUUCCUCAUUUCUUCCUUGCUUGGCAACGGCGUUCUCCUACUCUUUUUACGCCUGGCUCAUUCGGAGCGAGAUUUUCCUCCACCGUGUGUCCUCUUGCCACCUCUUCGUCUUCCUUCUACCGUUCUGACGACAAGGUUGUUCAGUCGCUAUACGACCUUCUUCCAGGGUUACGAGUCCUUGGGCUCUGAUUUUUCGUUCUUGACACGCUAAUUGCAAAAGAAACGUUUUUCCAAGUUGUUAUCCGUGAUUAUCAACUUCUAUCAAAAUUGUGUUGCAUCAAAAAUCGCGCGCUGAUGGAUGAAUAAAUAACAUCAAGAAUCGCGGAAAUCCAAGAGGAGGCUUCGAUUUUAAAUCUGCUCACCUUUUAAAUCUGUGAUUCACAAUCUUUCCACACAAAAUCAAGACAUCGUGUGUAUGAAAUGCGGAGACGCUUAUGGACGCUCCUCGCUGUUCUGACAUGUGUGUCGGGCGAGUAUCUGAUGGGCGGCCACCUGGACAACAAUGCUGGAUUCCGACGAUCCGGCAAGAUCGAGAAUUCUUCCACGGAGCGUAAGACGCGUUUAGAUGACCUUGACCUGGAUCUCGUGGCGGAGGAGAGUGCCGUUGGCGUUACCGCUGUCGCUCCAACCGGUGACAACGACGGCGACGUUCCACGUUACCAUAUUCCGUAUCCUUUCGCCUUCAACGGAGGUAAGCCGUUCUCGUUGGAGAAAGAUCCGAUAACUGGUAAGAUCGACUUCGAGAAGGCACCGCCUGUCAAAGCCCUCAAUUACACCGAUCAUUAUCGCAAGAGUGAGGAUAAAGAGAGCGAGGAUGAUGAUAGAGGCGAUGACGAGAAGGACGCGUAUCUGGAACGUAAAAAGAACAAGGACAACGAAGAUGUCAGUCCGAACGAGAUCAACACGUAUGCUAAUUUUCACGAUUUCCUCAAUCUGCCGGUUCACUACUCCUCGGACAAGUACGGGAACGACAAGUAUCCAUUAAUCUCGAGCUCAUACGCGAAUACGAAGGUGCAGAGUGGCACCAAUAGCUACAGCACAUACAAUCACAGACCUUAUCAUCUCGAGAAUGAUCUGUACGUACGUCCCAUUAAGAAUUCUUAUGCGUCGAUAACGAAAACAAGUACGCACAAGACCACGACUAUCGAUGAUAAAGCGACGAGUCCACCGACAAUCACGACUUCCGUACCGAUCAUGACUACGAACUCGUCGCGAACAAUGCUUUCUACUUCGACCAAAGCACCUGCUGUAACCACGUGGAAACCGACCAAUACUCCGAUCGCGUUUCACUCGAUCGAUCGCACGGAGGUGGAAAACGAGAAGAAUCUUCUGCCGAUCGAAAAACUGCACGCUUCCGGUCACGCGGAAUCUCAUCGAAAUCCGAGCAACGUCCCGAUGCGAACUCCAAACGGUGGUACAAUAAUGGAGAAGACGCAAACUUCCCCGCUUCACAAAGAUCAUUCGAAUCUCGAUAAUUUUGUGCUGUCUCAUGCAAAACCUGAAACGAAACCGGCGGAAAAUGAAGAAUAUAAAGAUUCUUAUGACACUUACGAGUUGCCGGACGGUGAGAGCGAGGGCGACGGUGACAGUGAAGGUGACAGCGAUGGCAACAGCGAAGAAAAUGAUUACUUUUUACCAUUCAAAGAUUUAUUGAAGGAGAUCACGUCAGUAUCUUCCACAACUAUUUCUCCAACAGCAUCGACCACAAUCGCCACCACCACCGCCACCGCCACUACCACGACGACGGUUACCGCAUCAUCGGCAAGAACUACGACGACGGCCGCUCCCACGGUCAUGCCUUCGCGAUCCGUAUCUUCGACGUCGUCCGUGCUUCGAGAAGAUGCAUUGGCAAACAGUCAGCCUCAAUUCCCAAUGAUGCCGCAACAUCCGGUCGUCUCCACAUCCUUGAACAGUGAUCGAAGGCAGAGUAUUACAGAGCGUCACGAUGAUAUAAUCAGUCACGGAUAUAGACCAAGCCCAAUGUCGAUCAAGCUGGAACCGAACAGAAUAGGAGCGGGGACCGUGAUAGAGAGUACGAGCAACAUUGUGAUUCCGCCGGAUCAGGAUACCGUGUCUUUUGUUCUCGGUAAUCGUCAAAGCGUCGAAGGUGGUUACUAUUCGGUCGGGACAGCCGUUGGAGAGAAUCUUUACGGCAGUUUGUCCGACGCCGACUCCGCACUCUGGCCGCUUCACAACGAUCCGCACGGUCCAAUAAAGGGUGUUAAACAUGAGCAUUCACCAGCUUAUUCCGUCACUGAAUUACCGAGUCCCGAUCGCGUCACGCAAAAAUGGUGGCCACCUAGUCCCUUAAAAACCAGUAACGAAAUUGAGCCGAUAAAGUCUCAGAGUCCUCUUGUCGCUAUUGCAAGCGCAGUAAUUCAAGAUACAAAGAAUCAAAGCAAAGAAAAAGAUUCCGGCUACGUCAUUUUUCCGAAUGAUGAAACGAAGGACAAGAAUGCGACAACGACGGAGGAGCGUAUCGUAAUCGUAAAUGAAGCGGAUGGUAGCAUUCGUGAGUUAAUUACCCCCAAGACGACGACGUUAACAACGACAAUAGCGACAAUGACAACGAAUAAAACGAAGCUCAAUGUUUCGGCAACGAUUGGCGGAAACUUGCCACAGCUCGCCGAGGACUUGAUACCUCCUGCGGAAAGUCCUAGGCCACCAUCAUACUACUAUAAUUAUCAGUACGAUAUAUCAAGACCGGAUCAUUCGAGAUUACCGCAGAGAUCACCUCUGCCGCCGCCACCACUUCGUAUCAAACCGCACUCGGUACCCCCGUUGGACGCGGGCCUUAGGAAACGUCCAUAUUCGCCAGACACGAAGCUGCCUAAUAUUCUGCCCCAAUUUCGACCUAACGCGAAAGCGUCACAUGGUCAUCGCGGUCCGGACGCGAUAGGAACGAUACCGGCCGGGCAAGGUCCGUCAAGUACGAGAAUCAGACAGCCGUUGCCGAGUCAUUCGUCCACCUCACGAAGACCUCUUCCCCCGCCAUCGCCCUCGUAUCUUCAACGUUUGAAUCCACCGCCGCCGCCGAUCCAUGCGGUUAGAUUAGCUUUCGUGCCGACAUCCAAUGUGGAUAACAUUGCUCUGCCGCAUGAGAUAGAAUCGACGAUACGAACGAGACUUCGUCCUCCGCACGUGGCACCACCAAUCUCACGCGUAGGUUUGGAGGAGAGCGCGAAGUUGUUUGCUCACGGUCAGGCAGGCAAGAAUAGUGAGAGUAGGAAAGAAGACCAUGGUAAGAGCGAAAUUGUAGGCGAACGAGGAAACGAAGAAAGAUACCCGGAAGAACCGCCGAUGACACCACCAAGACCGCCUCUGUUCCCGAAACGGCGAACGGCAGAUCCUCCGCGCGUCGCAACUCUGCAAAUGAUACAACAUCACGGUGAAUUGGUCGGUGAGAACGGCGAGAAUGAUGAGAACAACGAGAACGUCGAGAACGACGAGAUUGAUGAACCAAUGGAAUCUAUACUCUCGCACGAAGCGGAACGUAGAAAAUCCGAUAAUCACGAUCCAACGGAAAUACCCGAGCAACCUGUCUACGUUGUAUAUCCGGUCAACACUGCUGUCAAUAUACAUCCGGACGACUCCAAUGAGAAGGAUGGGAGUGUCGUCGUGGGUACGCGAGGCCCUCACCGACCGCUACCACCCGACACUUUGCUUCAGAACAAUCCAGCGGAGGAGGCACAUACCGUCUACAACGGUAGACCUUUGGUUGCCUUAGAUUUUCCAUAUCCUCUGGAACGGCCCGAUCCGACGUCCGUUUUUCCUGCCACUAGUAUGAAAGAAACGCCGCUAUUGAUACCCAGCAAACAGCGGCAACAGCAGCAAACUUCCGCAACCGAACAAGAGAAGAAUGGAAAGGACGAGCACCUGGAUGCGGUAAACGUUAUCCCGUAUUUGCAGGAUUUUCUGCCGACUUCCAAUCGAAAGAAGAACGACGCGACAAUUUCCGUGACGUUGCAUCGCACUGGAUCGAUCGCAACUGCGUCGACCUCAACAUCGACAUCGACACCAAUCGCUUACGUUUACACGCCGACCCACGCUCCAUAUUCGAUUCAUCGUCUCGAUGAGGACGUCGAUGAUGAUGAGGACCAUGCGGACGCGAAUGUCGACGUGAAGCAAACAGUAUUACUACCGUCUCAACAGCCAUCGAGCUCUUCUAGCUCGGCACCGGCGCCGCAAAAUUUUAUGGCUCCUUUUUUCGCCAGUAUGAGCGCCGAGACGCCUAGCAAAAACGGCUGGAGCGUCGUUGUCGUCGAGCCACCUGCGGGGGCGGAAAGGAGGUCUGACAGCAAUGGCGGCGAAUCGUCGAAGGUUGUCAGCUCGGAGAUCGAAACGCAAACCGAGAAGAAUGAGUUUGACGCUGAUAAUUUUAAGCCGCAACUUUUCGGUGGAUUUAAACCGAUCUAUGAGUUUCCUAUGGAGGAUGCGGUGCGAGAUGUCGCCGGCACAAAUACUGAAAUAGACACUCCCAGGCAUUCCACGAAAUUGUUGUCCGUACCUGAUAAAGGAUAAUUUAUUAAAUAAAAGAUAUAGAAUAUCUCAUUUUGUGUUUCCCUUCGAGCUUUGCUCUCGGACAUUCUGCGCUUACGCUUGUUUUAUUAUUCUUCUCGCGUAUACAUAAAUGAAAACGUUGACGAAAGCGAAAGCAAAGCGUACAUUACUAAGCAAUGGGAACAAAGAGCGAAUGUCUUUGCGCGCUGCUCGAUGAAAAGACACAUACAUCUUCGUGGCAGAGCCAGCUAAUAAACGACUGUUGUCGCUCAUUUUUAUAUCGCAUAAUCCUUAAGAACGUCGUGAUAUAAAAUAAUAUAUAAUUUAUUGCAAUGAUUUGCAUUAAGCUCUGCCCCGCUGAUGUAUAG